This is a messenger RNA of Artibeus jamaicensis (Jamaican fruit-eating bat), 2503 nucleotides long. RefSeq names its product cytochrome c oxidase assembly factor 8. Gene Ontology annotation, biological process: intrinsic apoptotic signaling pathway. The coding region runs from base 51 to 542 and encodes 163 amino acids. The transcript is spliced from 5 exons. Gene Ontology annotation, cellular component: mitochondrion. NCBI's taxonomy places the organism in Eukaryota, Metazoa, Chordata, Mammalia, Chiroptera, Phyllostomidae. The record is from RefSeq and is a predicted model, not a curated record.
CGGGCGCGCCGUCGCGACUGCGCUGUGGGAGCUGGUGGGGGACGCGGGCCAUGGCCGCCUGGCGGGCCUUGGGAAAGAGCCGUCACGCUCCUCUGAGCCGCGCCUUCGCCGGCAGCAGCUGUCGGCUCCUCCCGGAGCGCGGCGCCGAGUGCAGGGAUGCGGCGCCCAGCCGGGCCUCGGGGUUCCGCCCCCCUAGCCAUUCUCACCGGGACUGGAUUGGACCACCAGACAAGCUUUCCAACCUGCGGCCCGUCCACUUUUACAUCCCCAAAGACGAAUCGGCAGCGGAACAGAAGCUCAGAGAAUUAAGACAAGAAACCCAGGAGUGGAACCAGCGGUUCUGGGCGAACCAGAACGUGACCUUUCUUAAGGAAAAAGAAGAGUUUAUCCACUCGAGACUGAGAGCUAAAGGCCCGGGACUGAGAGCCAAGUCAGGUCAAAAGUUGACAUUGAGUGCUGAAGAAAUGGCUGACUUUUACAAGGAGUUUUUAAGUAAAAAUUUUCAGAAGCAUAUGUAUUAUAACAGGUGGAAGUCGCCGUAAACUCAGAUUCGCACUUUCAGAGAAGGUCGACGCUGAAAGUGACUGGCCGGCCGCCCUGCGGUGCCUGGACGCCCCUCCAAGCGGAGCUGGCUCGGGGGAGGGGCAGCCCCGGAGGAGCCCAGGACUCUUGGGUCUGAGAGCAAGGAGGCCCCGGGGCCACGUGGCCCCACACGGGGCUCCCUCAGGCCAGAGAUGCUGCCGAAGAAACUGCCCUCGGUGGAUGAGAAAUAUAUGAAACAUCUCUGCAACCACGAUGACACCGACAGGCGUGGGGGCACCUCUGGGGACCAUGAGGCAGUCAGCUCUCUUCUGAAGAUUGACAAAGGGAGGAAGGUGGGGGGGACCCGAGAGCACCUGGCCGUCCAGGGUCCCUGUGCCGAGCAACGGGCACGGCCUCUGGAAGAGGCAGAAGCUGGAGCAGGAGUGCAGGGCCCAGAGAGCCACCUGUCCCCGCAGAGGAAAUGGGCCUGGGCACUGGUCCUCCCUCGUGGCUGCUGGGACGCGCGGGCAGGGGAGCUGACGGGGACUUCGGAGCGGACCGCCCUGCACCCGGGGAUCCCUGGGCCGUGUCUCUGAGGUGCGGGCGGAGGGCCGAGCACCACGGGGGCCAAGUCAGGCCCCCCAGCCUCCGGAACACCAGUUCUCAGGAGGACAGUGAAAGGACGUGUUGAGGGGUGAGGGGUUCACGGAGGACUGUGUCAGGACGACAGUCUGAGGCUGCAGCCCCCCGAGGGUGGGGAAUUCUGCAGGACAGAGGAUUCAGUUCCAACAAAUAACUAGGAUUGUGGGGAAAGAGGUUCCCCUGUGACUGCGGGCAGAGGGCCUGUGCGGGGGGCGGGGGGGGUCCUGGGUGGCCCUGGUCGGCUGCAGGCUCUGUCAGGUGCUGUGCUGGCGCUGUGGCCGUCUCUAGGAAAGGUGGGACGUACUCUGCAUGCGUGUUUCCCUGUGAAAUGGGCCUGAUGCCGGAGGUUAGCUUGGGACGGGCGGUGGCAGUGUUGAGUUGAGAGCUUGGUGGCCAAGGUCAGGUGAGCCCCCCAGGGCAACAGGUGCUGGUGCCCUCGCUUGUGACUCUGAGCUGCUGGGGGGUGGGGGCAGGGGGACCCGGUUCUGUGCCUCCUGGGUUCUCUGAACCUCACGUCCUCCCGGGUGGCACUUGGGACAGGACCAGCCUCAGCCACAGUCCCCGGCACUGGAGCCUCUGUCCUGCCCCCCUGUGGACACAGGAGGCGCUGCGUCUCCACGCCCCCUGCCCCGCCCCCGGCCCCGCCCCUGUCCUGUGAGGUCGCCUGUGUGGGCGGAGCAGCAUCUCUUCUGAAGGCGAGGACGUUGGUCUCGGCGGGAUGCGGCUUCAUUUGUCUUUCCUGGGAGCCUUUCUCUCUGCCCCACCCCCAGAGGUUUCAUUUAUUUACUUUUAGAGAGAGGGGAAGGGAGAGAAACAUCGAUUUGUGAGAGUCACUCUCCUUGCUCCCCUUCCUCUGGGGGCCUGGCCCGAAGCCGGGCUGCGCCCUGACUGGGGAUUGAACCAGCGACCUCUCGGUGCACAGGCCGGCGCCCAGUCCACUGAGCUGCACCAGCCAGGGCUCCUGGCUGCCUCGCUCCUUCGUUCAGGGCACCGCUUCCCACCUGCAGUGUCAGUGACGGGAACACAGGGUGGUUCUCCCGUGGAGGGCUUCCUACCCCACCAGGCGGAGGCUGCAGAAGAGGCCUCCCUGCCUCUGGCCGCGGCCCCACCUCAGUAACUGAGUCUCUCCAGGCCCCUGGGCUUCUGGAGCCUUUUAGCAAAAACCAGCGGUGAUGGUACAGCCGGCGGGAUCUGUGUGGCUCGGGCACCCCCAGGUGGGGCCUCCUCAGCCUGGUGACGUUCCGGUGCAGCGGGUGGCUUCCCGAGGGGGGAAAGGAGGGCGCCGGGUCCCAGUGCCCCGAGGCUGGCGGCACGUCCAGCGGGUGACUGUGCCGCCCUG